UUCUCGGGAAGGAGGAAGGAGAGGGGGGUGGUUUGUAUGAUGUUGUGGAUCUGCAUUCUGGCUGCGACCAUGCUUUCCAUUCGCACUUAAUGUGUCAAGAUUUCUUCCCUCUUGCACAUGAGAUUGCUGUAGAAGUAUGCAGACACUGUUGGUUUGAGAGAGAGUGAGAGAAUAGGGAAAACAGAAGGAGAGAGAGAGUGAGAGACUGUAUGUGCUUCAGACUGCGCAGUAAUGCCUUGGCAGCUCCGGGAAGCAGGCACUCAUCCGCUUCAGUAAUCUGCUGUUCUUCCUUCCAGGCAUCGGAUGAGGAGAUGCAGACCCUAAGGAUCUCCAGCAGUAUUUCAGGGCUGCACGGACAAGGUAACAGACGCAAGCAGGAAUAAGUGGAAUCCCAGUUUGGGAGCAGAGAAUUUAUACACAGACCUUCAUGAGAGGUGGCCUUCUGUGAAAAACCAUGAAAAAGAUAUAUAUCGGGAAAACGGCCCUUAAAACCUCUCGAAAUGGUUGUAAACAUCAGAAAAAGAGCUCUCUGCAGGAACAGAAGGAAGACCUGCGGAAGCGUCUCUCUUACACCACACAUAAGCUGGAGCUUCUAGAGCGUGAGUUUGACUCUACGAGGCAGUACCUGGAGACUGAGCUGCGUCGAGCCCAGGAGGAGCUCGACAAGUUCACCGACAAACUACGCCGAAUACAGAGCAGUUACUCAGCAUUGCAGAGGAUCAACCAGGACUUAGAGGAUAAAAUCCACCGAAAUUCACAGCACCACGAUGAUGAGAAACGAGCUCUCAGUAGAGAAAUCAUCGUCCUCAACAAUCACCUCAUGGAGGCAAAGAUGACUAUUGAGAAGCUGAGAGAAGACAAUGACUUGUACAGGAAGGACUGUAACUUGGCUGCCCAGCUCUUGCAGUGCAAUAAGUCACACUACAGAGCCCAGUUAUCUGAGUUGCCUGCAGAGUUCCAGGAGCGUGUAAGCUUGCACAUGGAAAGUUCUUCCCUCUGCCACUCCCCAUAUGCUGACACAGUGCCUACCUCUGUCAUUGCUAAGGUCCUGGAGAAACCAGACGAGGUCUGCAGCAGUCACGUCUCUCGCUCACCCAGCCCACAACCCCAGGAACGCCAGGGAUUCCUUGUGGGCACCAGCCUUGUGGGUAGUACUGAGCGCCUUGGCCUUCGAGCUCCAUACAAGUCAGACCUGUAUAGCAGUGACACAGCACUUUAUUGCCCUGAUGAACGGAGGCGAGAGCGCCGCCCCAGCAUGGAUCUCCAUGGACAGCGAAAGGUCUAUGAACCCCAGAACUCCACAGAUAGCAACCCAGAAGAUGGCUCAAUGUCCCUGCAGCCUGGCUUCUCGCAGGACCACUUCCGAAAGUUUACCACCUCUCUGGGGGGUGGCUCCAGCUCUUACUCCAGCUUUAGCGGAGGAGGGUCAGAGGAUAAGGGUCAGGAUCCUCCUAGCAGUGCAGCAUCUUCACCACGUCACCAUGCCCUUUACAUGGAAUGGAGGGAUGGUGUUGAAUACGAACACAAAAGUGACUCUUCCUGGGAGAAGGAGAGUCCAAGCGCAUUUACAAAGGCCCAUGCUUUUCAACCGCCUGAGUCCAGCCACCAUCAGAAUGGUAGCUCACCCAUUUACAGCAGAACCAUGUCCUCCUGUUACAGCGAACCUUAUGAGCCCCUGCCAACCUCCACCUCACCGAGCAUUACAUACGGUGACAGUCGCAGAGGAAGUGCUUUUGCUCCAGAGGAAGAUGAGCUGAUUGGUCGAUGGAGGCAACUGAGUGUGGAGGACCUCAGUGCCCACUCAUACCGCAGUCCUGGGCGGGCAUCACCCUACAGCUUCUCUGAGCAACAUUUCUCAGUCCGGCCUGCCAAAAUCCGUCUUGGUCCCCUCUACAGUAGCUUCCAGGAGGGUACAGAUGUGUACCACCAUCAUGCAGGCGUUUUAGACCCCUUCUCCAGUCCCAGCCCUGAGUGCAGUCCAGGCCUACAGCAGCAGCAAAGCCAACCCCACUUAUACCACUCCAAGGAGGACAGCCAAGAGUCCGAGCACAGCCUUUACAGCCCCAAAGAUGGUGGAAUGGCAGCUGGGGGCCAGAAGACGGAGUACGUCGACGUAAGUCCCAAUAGCUCAAAUGAGUCGCUGGACCAUGGAUCUCUUGAGAUGGCGGCUGACCUGCAGCAUUAUCAACCCGAGAGGCACAACUUGUCCCCUCAAGGAACCACCCCACCACCACCUCCACAACAACCGUACCAAACAUUUGGCACACUUGGACUGUCACGCAAGGACAGUCUCACCAAGGCACAGCUCUAUGGUACACUACUAAACUAAGAGCAAGGGUUCUUGGUUAUGCUUUCUCGUCAGUAGGUUUGAAUGUGAAAAUACAGUUUGAACCAAACUAAUGAUGGGAUUUUCAGAUCAUUAGCUUUCCUAUCUUUUCUCUCUUUUUUCUGUAUCUGUUACAGUGUUUUCUAAACAUUUAACAUGAAUUGCUCAUGUUUCUACAGUUGAUAUGAAGCUCCAGCACUCAGCACUAUUUGUAUAGCCUAUUUUGAAAGUUUAUUAAUGGUUCCGUGUGGUUUGUGAGAAAGUAAUUUAAGUGUAUUAGGUUUAUGGAUUUUUGGAAACAUGACUUCAAUGAAAAUAGUAAGAGAGGUUGACUUUGUUUUCCCAAAAGCCUCCUGGCUCAUAAGGGUUCUUGAGGUGAUUGGUCAACAUAUGCUAUGUACAAAGAUAAGCUAAUUUUGACAAGAAAUUUGAUCUUUUAUUAUAUAAUUUAUGAAUAGCUGUAUUGUUAGUUAUACUAUAUCUAUAACCAUUUAAUAAAUGUAACACUACGGGGAGACUGACAAAUCUGAAUAAUUGUAAAUCAUUUCUAUUGCUUUGAAUAAGGCAAUCGGCACAAUUAUUCAAGCUGCCUCAAAUGAUUUAAGUCAUAGGUACAAUCUUAUAUUUUACUGAAAUCCAUAGACAGUUUUUCUUUAGAUGUGAGUGAGAUAUUCUGAAAAUAUUUGAGAAUAAACUCAUAUUACCAUAAGUCAGUCCUUGAAGAUGAAGAAGCAACCAAAGUGAUACUUCAAAUCUAUUUCAAAUAGAUUUGAUAUUACUCAAAUCUAUUUUUCUUCAAAAGUGUACACAAUAGCUUGAACGCACUGGGCAUUUUUUUGAACUCCUAAUGUGUUUUGUUUGCAGAUGGGUUUCUGAGGUGAUUGUUCUUUUCUGUGUUUUCUCUUUUCUUCCUCAGUGCUGUAAGUCCCUCCCUCAGGCCCUCUCUACCUCACGAUUCAAUCCCUCUCUUCUCUCUUAAUCAGCUGGGAUCCUGUGUCAGUUGACACAAUGAUGCAUGACUCUGUUUCUUCUGUUUAGCUUUCUCUAUCUAAUAAAGCACAAAA
Molecule: messenger RNA, 3390 nt
Organism: Xyrauchen texanus (razorback sucker)
Lineage: Eukaryota; Metazoa; Chordata; Actinopteri; Cypriniformes; Catostomidae
Product: brain-enriched guanylate kinase-associated protein-like
Exons: 7
Coding region: 455-2329 (624 amino acids)
Cellular component (GO): synapse
Source: RefSeq, a predicted model, not a curated record